AUGGCCAUGGUUCACAUUUUCACAAGUACCAUGCUCCGACGCAACAACGCGUCCCUCAACUUGGCCGCGCUUGACUCCACGUACAACGGUGGUGCUGCCACGACAACGUCUUCGUCGUCAGCGAGAAAACGCUUGUCGGACUCGGACGUGACCGCGCCGGAACCGACGCAUGCGUGGUCCACAAGCACGAAACGAUCGGCCCCGAUCGCAAUCCCCGACGCCAAAACAAGACCGUUCUACUGCGUCAACCAAGACGCCCAGACUCGCCCCGGACGGCACGUCAUGUAA
Aphanomyces invadans is the source of this 288-nucleotide messenger RNA. RefSeq lists its product as hypothetical. Lineage: Eukaryota; Oomycota; Saprolegniomycetes; Saprolegniales; Verrucalvaceae. The transcript has a single exon. The record is from RefSeq and is a predicted model, not a curated record. Bases 1 to 288 code for a protein of 95 amino acids.